Molecule: messenger RNA, 1143 nt
Organism: Gastrolobium bilobum
Lineage: Eukaryota; Viridiplantae; Streptophyta; Magnoliopsida; Fabales; Fabaceae
Product: cationic amino acid transporter 1-like
Exons: 1
Biological process (GO): amino acid transport; transmembrane transport
Cellular component (GO): plasma membrane
Molecular function (GO): L-glutamate transmembrane transporter activity; L-lysine transmembrane transporter activity
Source: RefSeq, a predicted model, not a curated record
AGCAAACCCAACAUCAACUACAUUACCUCAAUAGUUCAUUUUCUUGUCCUCCUAUUCAUCAUUGUUGCUGGCCUAACCAAAGCAAAUACCAGAAACUUCUCUGAUUUUGUUCCUUUUGGUGCCCGUGGGAUCUUCCAAUCUGCUGCAGUGUUAUUCUUUGCUUAUGUUGGAUUUGAUGCAGUUUCAACAAUGGCAGAGGAGACAAAGAACCCUGGAAGAGACAUUCCUAUUGGUCUUGUAGGCUCAAUGGCAAUUACUACACUUUUAUAUUGCUUGUUAUCAAUGACACUUUGCCUAAUGCAAAAAUAUACCGAGGUUGAUGAAAAUGCUGCUUUCUCAGUAGCAUUUGAAGCUGUUGGGAUGAGUUGGGCUAAGUACAUUGUAGCAUUUGGAGCAUUAAAAGGAAUGACUAGUGUUCUCCUUGUUGGAGCAGUGGGUCAAGCAAGGUAUCUUACACACAUUGCUAGAACUCAUUUGUUGCCUCCAUGGCUUGCAAGAGUAAAUGAAAAAACUGGGACACCUAUUAAUGCCACGGUUGUUAUGUCUGUUGCCACCGCAAUUGUUGCAUUUUUCACAAGCCUUGAUAUUCUUGCUAACCUCCUUUCAAUUUCCACUUUAUUCUUGUUUUCCCUUGUGGCCUUGGCCUUAUUGGUUCGAAGGUAUUGUGUUAGAGGGGUGACUACAAGGUUGAAUAUUGCAAAAUUCAUCGUGUGCAUUAUUCUUAUACUAGGGUCCUCUGUUGCCUCUGCAGUUUACUGGGCCAAAAGUUCAAAUUGGGUUGGUUAUACUAUAUUUGUGCCUCUUUGGAUUGUGGGAACGGUUGGGAUUUGGCUUUUGGUUCCACUUGCGAAGAAGCCAAAGAUUUGGGGUGUGCCACUAGUGCCAUUCUUGCCAUCAGCAUCGAUUGCCAUCAAUGUUUUCCUUCUUGGAUCAUUAGAUAUCGCUUCAUUUAAAAGAUUUGGUGUGUGGACUGCAAUUCUGUUAGUGUAUUACCUGUUUGUAGGAUUACAUGCAUCUUAUGACAUGGCAAAGGCACAAAACGAGGAGAAGGAACCAGAGAUCAAGACUCAGCUGAAGUUAGAUGAAGAAAAUGGUGAUACUUCUAUGAUAGGGUCUGGUAAAAAACAUGAAAACAAUAUGUAG